CCAAAAAGCAACUUACACGGUUUCACUAUAAUACUACAUUCAUUCCUCACUUCAAUACACAACCAGUGCCAUCAUAUCAAAUCCACCCUCCAAUCACGCUCAUUGGAUUCCAUAAAUACUCUCAUCCAACCAUCCAAAUCCCGCCACGUAAUCACUCUUAAUCACCCUCCACAAAAUCAUCUCGUAUACAAUCACACACUCUCUCUUCCUUCCUUUUUCGCCACUUGCUAUGUUUCAUCAAAUCUAACAGAAUCAAAUCAAAACAGAGCAAAACAGAGAUUAAAUUAGUUACUAAUGCUAAGAAAAAACAGAACAAAACCAAAAUCAACAAAAAUGGAUACACUUCCCGGAAAAAUCAGAAAACGAGGAUGUUCAUCAUCAGCAUCAUCAUCUUCAUCAGUAAUGAAUCAAAAUUACAGAUUCAAACGCGCUAUUCUAGUUGGGAAAAGGUGUGGAUCCACUACACCUGUACCUACGUGGAAGCUUCUGAACUCACGAUCUCCAUCGUCGGCGAUGAGGAUACUUGAAUCGCCGAAAUAUCCGCCGUCGAUGUCUGGUAGUAAAUCGAAACAAGCUCCAGUUUCGGCGAGGAAAUUGGCGGCGACUUUAUGGGAAAUGAAUGAGAUUCCUUCGCCUAGUGUUAAGGAAAUGCGUAAUGAAUCUAAUGAUCAUGUGAAGUUGAAAAAAGAGGUUAAAUCAAAAGAUAGGGUUGCGAUUGGUAAUGGAAAUUCUAGGUCUAUUUGUUCUGCUUCUUUGCCUCCUCAUUUGUCUGAUCCAUCACAUAGUCCUACAUCAGAGAGAAUGGAUCGAUCUGGAACUGGUAAUCGUCAUAGAAGAACACCGUCGAAUUCUCACAGGUCGAGGAUCACAGAAAACCGUGUUGGACCUUUGGAUUCUCUUAGCAAUGCCAGUGUUAUGGAGGUUGAAACCAGAUCUCGCGCACAGACCCCUGCUUCAUCUACUGUGGGAGUUAAACCGCGUUUGAAAGAUGUCAGUAAUGCUUUAACAACAUCGAAAGAGCUACUUAAAAUUAUAAACCGCAUGUGGGGUCACGAAGUCCGUCCUUCUUCUAGUAUGUCUCUUAUCUCAGCUCUACAUACUGAGCUCGAGAGAGCUCGACUACAGGUCAAUCAGCUUAUCCAUGAACAACGCUCAGAUCAGAAUGAGAUAAAUUAUUUGAUGAAGUGUUUUGCUGAAGAAAAGGCUACUUGGAAAAUCAAGGAGCGAGAAAUUGUUGAGGCUGCAAUUGAAUCUGUUGCAGGAGAACUUGAUGUAGAGCGGAAGCUCAGGAGACGUCUGGAAAGUUUGAAUAAGAAGCUUGGGAGAGAACUGGCUGAGACCAAAGCAUCCCUUCUUAAGGUGGUGAAAGAACUUGAAACUGAGAAGAGAGCAAGAGAAAUUAUUGAGAAAGUAUGUGAUGAGUUAGCAAGAGAUGUCGACGACGAUAAAUCCGAGAUAGAGAAACAAAGGAGAGUGUCAACAAAAGCUUGUCAAGAGGUAGAUAAAGAAAAGGAAAUGAUGCAGUUAACCGAAUUUUUACGCGAGGAGAGAGCUCAAAAGAAACUCUCCGAGGCAAAAUAUCAGCACGAGGAAAAGAAUGCUGCUGUUGAUAUGCUCAGAAAUCAGCUCGAAGCUUUUCUAGGAAGCAAACAAGUUAGAGAAAAAGGGCGUAGUUCCACCCAAUUGAACGAUGAAGAAAUUGCUGCAUAUCUGGGAAGAAGCAGAUUAGGCUCCCAUCAAACCGGAGAUAAAGAAGAAGAUGAAGGAGAGGUUGACAAUGGAGUAGAGUGCGAAGAGGAAUCCGGUGAAAGCGACAUGCAUUCUAUAGAGUUAAACAUGGACAACAACAACAAAGGCUAUAAGUGGACCUACCCUUCUGAAAGCCGAUUCGAUACAAGAAAAUAUCCAAUCGAGGAAGAAACAAAAGGUAGGAGGUCUAUCUCUGGGAGAGCUUCAAGGAUAAGCACAUCUCUGCAAAGGAGUAUAUCAGAUGGAGUGGAAUGGGGCAACCAAGGUGAUGAGAAGCUCCAAAAUUCAGGAGAUGGAAUAGAUUGGGAAAGCUUUUAUGAAUUGGAGCAGCAAGAAGCUCAAGGAAAAAGUUAUGCUGACGAAAUACAAGGCUAUAAAUCAGUGAAAGGUUUAAAGGAUCAGAUAUUGGCUGGUGCUAGGCUUGCAUCUUCUAAAGGUUAUGCAAGUCCAACUAGACAAUUUUCCCAACCUUGGCCGUCACGAGAUCCUACAAAUACCUUCCAAGAGAGACAUGCUACAAUGCAGGGAAAUAAUCAAAAAUCAAGGUUAGGGGAAGCCAGAGGCGAGGCUCAGAGUGUAAGAAAGUCAAAAAGAUGAAAAAUGAUAAAAUCUUUUAACACAAUGCCUUGCUUGCCAAGCAAAUACUCUUUGCUAUCAUAUAGACCUAUUAGCCUGCUAGGAGAAACCAAAAGAAGCUUUUCUCCAUUUCACGUUUUAUUUUAUUGAUAACCAUGUAAUGCUAAAGUUGCAGUACUCUGCUGCUUAAUUUUUCCUUGGACCAAUACUAAGGUAUGGUCUUGUUUGUAGAGUUCAGAACAUGUGUUAUAAGUUAUAACUUAUAAGUAUUAACCGCCAAGUUUUUUUUUCCUU
This is a messenger RNA of Trifolium pratense (red clover), 2619 nucleotides long. RefSeq lists its product as uncharacterized. The record is from RefSeq and is a predicted model, not a curated record. Bases 295 to 2346 code for a protein of 683 amino acids. The transcript is spliced from 3 exons. Lineage: Eukaryota; Viridiplantae; Streptophyta; Magnoliopsida; Fabales; Fabaceae.